GUUAUUGAUUGUCUCAUACCUUGAUCAACUAUUGCAGGUUAUUGGUUGGUCCAUGUGGUUUGCAGAGUACCUCUUUUUGGAGAGAAGCUGGGCAAAGGAUGAAAAAACACUUAAAUCGGGUCUUCAAAGGUUGAAAGACUUCCCCAGAUCAUUUUGGCUUGCCCUUUUUGUUGAGGGUACAAGAUUUACUCCAGCAAAACUUUUAGCAGCUCAAGAAUAUGCAGUCUCACAGGGUUUGACAGCACCUAGGAAUGUGCUGAUUCCACGAACAAAGGGAUUUGUAUCAGCUGUAAGUAUUAUGCGUGACUUUGUCCCAGCUAUCUACGAUACAACAGUGAUUAUUCCGGAAGAUUCGCCUAAACCAACAAUACUGCGUAUUCUUCAGGGACAAUCAUCAGUUGUUCAUGUCCGCAUAAAACGCCAUUCAAUGGGUGAUAUGCCUAACUCGGAUGAGGAUGUUUCAAAAUGGUGCAAAGAUAUAUUUGUAGCAAAGGACGCGUUAUUGGACAAACAUAUAGCAACUGGUACUUUUGAUGAGGAAAUUAUACCAAUUGGUCGUCCAGUGAAAUCUUUGAUGGUGGUCCUGUCUUGGUCAUGUUUCCUCCUAUAUGGUGCUCAUAGAUUCUUACAGUGGACCCAGCUCUUGUCAACAUGGAAAGGAGUGAUCCUCUUUGCUUCUGGAUUGGCAAUGGUGACUGCCGUUAUGCAUGUAUUCAUCAUGUUCUCGCAGGCCGAGCGCUCAAGCUCCGCUAAAGCAGCAAGGGACCGAGUGAAGAAGGAUUGAUAGCUCGUGUGAAAUUCAGUCUAUAGGGGAACUGCCAAUUUAUUAUGUUCAGAAUAUAUGUAGACACAGGCUCCAUGGGUGAAAUCUAGUAUGUCCUUGUUGUCCUCGGUAAGAGCUUCAGGAAUUUUGUGUGGCGAGAACUGUGAGCUUUCUUCCUUCUUUCUCUACUUUGCAAUGACUUGUAAAGAUUUGCUUUGCCAUACCAGGAAUCGCUGCUCGAAUUUAUCGAAGCUUUUUUUUUAUCA
Molecule: messenger RNA, 1029 nt
Organism: Triticum urartu
Lineage: Eukaryota; Viridiplantae; Streptophyta; Magnoliopsida; Poales; Poaceae
Source: RefSeq, a predicted model, not a curated record